This is a messenger RNA of Dinoponera quadriceps, 1593 nucleotides long. Its product is annotated as tubulin gamma-2 chain. Gene Ontology annotation, biological process: mitotic sister chromatid segregation; cytoplasmic microtubule organization; meiotic spindle organization. The record is from RefSeq and is a predicted model, not a curated record. The transcript is spliced from 9 exons. The coding region runs from base 129 to 1490 and encodes 453 amino acids. Gene Ontology annotation, molecular function: GTP binding; structural constituent of cytoskeleton. NCBI's taxonomy places the organism in Eukaryota, Metazoa, Arthropoda, Insecta, Hymenoptera, Formicidae. Gene Ontology annotation, cellular component: centrosome; gamma-tubulin complex; cytoplasm.
UCGUAAACAAUUCACGCACUCCGCUCGUCCGGUGCGUUUGAAAUGUCAAUCGUAUGCUUUCGCCCGCGCGAUUAAAGUGAAACGUUAAACAUUCCCCGACGGAAAACGAUACAUUCGAAACGUCAAAAAUGCCGUGCGAAAUGAUAACUCUGCAGCUUGGCCAAUGCGGCAAUCAGAUUGGAUUCGAAUUUUGGAAAAGGCUGUGCGCGGAACAUGGUAUUAGUCCGGAAGGGAUUUUAGAAGAUUAUGCAACGGAAGGGACUGAUAGAAAGGAUGUGUUUUUUUACCAGUCGGAUGAUGAACACUAUAUACCACGAGCUGUGUUGCUGGAUUUGGAACCCAGGGUAAUCCAUACCAUCAUGAACUCCCCAUAUUCAAAGCUGUACAAUCCUGAAAAUAUCUACUUGUCAAAGCAUGGUGGUGGUGCUGGUAACAACUGGGCAUCAGGAUACCAUCAGGGUGAAAAAUUACAGGAAGAGAUCUUCGAUAUAUUAGAUAGAGAAGCUGACGGCAGUGAUAGCUUGGAAGGUUUCGUUUUGUGCCAUUCUAUAGCAGGAGGCACAGGUUCCGGUAUGGGAUCCUUCAUGUUAGAAUCUCUAGCCGAUAGAUUUCCGAAAAAAUUAAUUGAAACGUAUAGCGUUUUUCCAAAUCAAGACGAGAUCAGCGAUGUUGUGGUGCAGCCGUAUAAUUCGUUAUUAACGUUAAAAAGACUGACUCAAUGCGCCGAUUGUGUGGUAGUGUUGGACAACACUGCUUUGAACAGGAUCGCCUCGGACAGAUUGCACAUUCAGAAUCCUAGUUUCACGCAAAUCAACAAGCUCGUCUCGACAAUAAUGUCUGUCAGUACCACCACUUUGAGAUAUCCCUCGUAUAUGAAUAAUGACUUGGUUGGUCUGAUCGCACCGCUCAUACCAACUCCUCGCCUGCACUUCUUGAUGACCGGCUACACGCCGCUCACGACGGAUCAAGAGGGUGCGUCCGUGAGGAAAACGUCUGUUCUGGAUGUGAUGCGACGAUUGUUACAGCCGAAAAAUAUGAUGGUCUCUACAGCGUUAGAUAGGAAUACAUCGCACUGUUAUAUAUCUAUUUUGAACAUAAUACAGGGUGAAGUAGACCCGACGCAAGUGCACAAAUCCUUACAAAGAAUCAGAGAGCGAAAACUCGCACAGUUUAUUCCAUGGGGUCCAGCUAGUAUACAAGUAGCUCUUUCAAGGAAAUCGCCUUAUAUACAAAGCACACAUCGUGUGUCAGGCUUAAUGUUAGCCAAUCAUACUAACAUAUCGUCGCUGUUCGACAGAGCUUUACAACAGUACGAUAAGCUGCGUAAACGCGAAGCAUUCUUGGAACAAUUUCGCAAGGAAAAAAUGUUUGAGGACAAUCUCGACGAGCUGGACAAUUCGCGAGAGGUCGUUGAGUAUUUAGUGAAGGAAUACCAGGCAGCCACUCGGGAUGAUUAUCUCAGUUGGAAUCCAAGCAAGACAGACGCAUAAAAUGUCCAUAAAAGGAUUGACGAGAGAUCUCUAAGAUCUCAUGCUGCAAUAACGCUUGGAAAGAACAUGUCUAACGGAACGAGCAAUGAGGAAAUUGAAGCUC